Periconia digitata is the source of this 1017-nucleotide messenger RNA. NCBI's taxonomy places the organism in Eukaryota, Fungi, Ascomycota, Dothideomycetes, Pleosporales, Periconiaceae. The record is from the annotation of a GenBank genome assembly.
AUGUGGGCGCGUGAAAUUUUGAAAGCAAUCAUUAUUGCUUUCUUAACCCUAGACAGCAUUUCUGUGGGUCUGAGAGUUUAUGUCAGAGCGUGGCUGAGCAAGUCGUUCGGAUAUGAUGAUUGGGCUUUGAUAUUGGCGUAUGGCGGCUUCGUGGCGUUAUGCAUCACCACCUCAAUUUCACUACGGGCAGGAUAUGGCUCACAAGACUUAAAUUCAGAUUUGGAAGUCACGGCGGUCAAGUUUUUCAUUAUUUCCACACUAGAAUACGUCCUCAUUGUCUUCGUUGCCAAGAUCAGCGUCGCACUCGUCCUUUUCCGUCUUGCUAGACACAACAACACCGCGAUACGCCUCAUCAUCCAGAUAUCUAUGUUCUGCAUGACAUUAUGGACCAUAGCCACCUCCAUAAUUGUAGGUCUCCAAUGCCAACCACUACGCUAUGCCUGGGGCGAGGGAACAGGGAUUUGCUUGUCGCCAAAAUUGCUGGCAAACACAGGGUUCGCCGUGUCUGCUAUGGAUAUAUUUUCCAGUUUCUUGUAUGCGUCGCUGCCUAUAUUUUUGCUUCGCGGGAUUCAGCUUAGCCUGCAAGCCAAGAUUUCAGUGGUUGUACUGUUGGGGAUGGGGAUUGUAAGUUCAGUGGCAACAAUCAUGAGGUUGAAGUACUUGGUCGAUGUCGCGAACUUGCAAUCUUCGGUGGGUCAUGAGGCUAUGGAGGCAUAUCUUACGACGUUCGUCUACUCUAUCGCCGAACUCGGCCUUACGAUUCUUACAGCAUCACUCACAGCUUUACGCCCGCUUCUGAAGAAGAUUUCCUGGGGGCGAACUAUUCACCCCAUCUCCAGACACAUAUCUGGUAUUUUCUCCAGAAAACUAGAUUUGCGCCGAAUCCUAGAUCCGAGCAUCAAGCUUGAAGAUUCCACCCACGAUACGAGUACUUCUGUAAGUCGGGAGUGCGUUGUGCCGAGACCCGGCGGUGUAUACAAGAAAACAGAAUACGCGGUCACCUUCACAAACGCUUAG